CCCUAUAAACUUCACUCCACAGUCUAGGCCCCUCCCUGCAUAACUUCCUGCACACGCGCCUGUAAAGUAAGUAAGUAAGUAAGUAAGUAAGUAAGUAAGUAGAGCCUAAGUAAGUAUGUAAAUAAAUAAAUAAACAAAACGAAAAAGACAAAUAUAUGUGGAUAUAGCACUGUAUGAAACCAUACAUUGACAAUACAUGUAACUCGUAUAUCCAUCCACCCAUCCAUCCGUCCGUCCGUCCGUCUACAAACACAUUCGUCAGUAUAUACAUAAACUCUUGUUUCAUUAUAGCUGGAUAUAUGGCGGUACUCCAACAAGCAUGGCGGAAGUAUGGAUAUCAUGGUUUCCCCGGACAUGAUAGAACAUUUUGAAAACGAAAUGCGAUUAAAAGGAAUUUUCUACAAAGAAAUCAUCUCUGACUUGGAAAAACUGUUGAAGACAGAGAGAGAUGAAAUGAAACGGUACACAAGCGUGAAGCCGAAGUUGACAUCAAAGAAUACACCAAGUAUUACCUAAGUUAUGAGCAGGUGCAAACGUUUCUUCAGCGAAUCCUCAGCGAUACGACGAGACGGGCCGAUGUUGACGUCAUCAAGAUCGGGUCGUCCUACGAAGGAAGAGAUCUAAACAUGAUCAAGAUAUAUUCUGGGUCCAGGUGUGAUGCAAAACCUAUCAUCUUCAUCGACGCUGGACUGCAUGCACGAGAAUGGCUGGGCCCCGCCACGGUUAUCAAUUUUAUUUACAAUCUAGCGAUGAACGAAACGAAUCAAGAUCUCUUGGAACUGUACGACUGGUACAUUCUGCCACUGGGCAACCCAGACGGAUACCAGUAUACGAGGCAAUUUAACCGAAUGUGGCGAAAAACUCGUAAUCAAAACCCAGGAAACCGAUGUAUAGGAACGGAUGCCAACAGAAACUUCGGAUACAAAUGGAACCCAGGCAGAUUUACUGGAGCCAGUACGAAUCCGUGUAGCAAUACGUACGCCGGCCCUAAACCCUUUUCUGUUCCGGAAACCAGAGCCAUCAGAGACGUUCUUGUAAAACACCAGAAGAACAUCAAGCUGUACCUGUCUGUUCAUACGUACGCCCAGUAUUUCCUCUACCCAUAUGCCUGGAGCAGUAGUCAGUCAGCCAGAGCUAGCGACUGGAGGGAUCUUGUUCGACUGGCUAAAGUAUCUUCCUCUGCCAUGUAUAGAAGAUAUAAGAUUUUGAGCGCGGGACCAGACUUUUAUGCUGCUGCCGGAAUGUCAAUCGACUAUGUCAAAGGUUCGCUGAACAUUAAAUAUUCGUACCUGAUCGAGCUGCCCCCAGCCCACGGCACCUUCGGCGGUUUCGUGGUCAGUCAGAAAUACAUCCCGAGUGUCGCCCAGGACACGUGUAACGGACUGCGGGCUCUUGCCUAUGGAUUGAAGUCUGAGUUAGGUAAGGAUGCUUUUUGUUCAGUAACGAAAGCGGAAGUCACUUCACCGGAACCGGAAGUCUCUUCACAGGAACCGAGAGUCACUUCACCGGAACCGGAAAUGAUAAUCGCGGCAAAGACAACUUCUACUAAUUACAGACGGACUACAAAUGUGGUGACAACAACAGUAAAUGCUACAAAAGAAGAUUUUAUGCCAGAGGCAACAACUGUCAAACCUGAAACCACCACCAUUAAACGACAAACUGCACCGAUAAGAGUCAUUUACAGGAUAUAUCCUCUUUGGAUUCUGCGCAUGCCCGAGCCAGUCCGAACGAAUUAUAAGAAGUGGUAUGACUGCGUGUACCGCAGAAUUUGUAUAUAAAAACCAAACUACUUAA
Messenger RNA from Gigantopelta aegis, 1794 nucleotides. Its product is annotated as carboxypeptidase B-like. The coding region runs from base 627 to 1778 and encodes 383 amino acids. NCBI's taxonomy places the organism in Eukaryota, Metazoa, Mollusca, Gastropoda, Neomphalida, Peltospiridae. Gene Ontology annotation, molecular function: zinc ion binding; metallocarboxypeptidase activity. Gene Ontology annotation, biological process: proteolysis. The transcript has 9 exons. The record is from RefSeq and is a predicted model, not a curated record.